UUUGGCCGCGUUGUGCUGCAGGUGCGGAAAAACAACUCGCUGAAGGAUUUUGUGGCAGUGGCCGGGCCCCUGGGGGUGACGCAUUUCUUGGUCUUCAGUAAAUCGACCUCCAGCAUCAAUUUUAAGCUUUUCCGGCUGCCCGGUGGCCCGACGCUGACAUUCAAGGUGAUGCAGUACUCGCUGAUCAAGGACGUGGUCUCAUCCCUCAAGCGGCACCGCAUGCACGAGCAGCAGUUCACCCACCACCCACUGCUGGUCCUCAGCAAUUUCGGUCUCCAGCAGAUCCACAUCAAGCUGAUGGCCAGUAUGUUCCAGAACAUGUUUCCCUCCAUCAACGUCCACAGGGUCAACCUCAACAGCAUCAAGAGGUGCUUGCUCAUCACCUACAACACAGAGACGCAGCUCCUCGAUUUCAGGCAUUACAGUGUGAAGGUUGUGCCUGUGGGUGUGAGCAAAGGCCUGAAGCGGCUGCUGCAGGAGAAGUUCCCCAACAUGAGCCGCCUGGAAGACAUCAGUGAGCUGCUGGUGAAGGACAUAAACCUCUCGGAGAGCGAGGCUGAGCAAGACGGGACCCAGAACAUCCUGGAGCUGCCGCAGGCCUAUGCCGGCCGAGGCAACAUGAAGGCACAGCAGAGCGCCGUGCGCCUCACUGAGAUCGGACCCCGCAUGACUCUGCAGCUCAUCAAGGUGGAGGAGGGCCUGGCGCAGGGCAACGUGCUCUACCACGGCUUCAUCCACAAAACGGAGGUGGAGGUGAAGGAGAUCCUGGCGCGGAAGGAGGCGAAGCUGCGGCUGAAGGCGGAGCGGCGGCAGAAGCAGGAGGCGGACGUGGAGCGCAAGCGGCGGCAGCGUGAGGCUCACAGGGAGAAGAGCCUCGUGGGGAUCCGGAGGAAACGGCAGCAGGACGGUGACAGUGACGCUGAGGACCCGGGUGUGCCGGAGCAGCCGGACGCGGCCGAGCAGUCGGAUGAGGACGACGCCGAGUAUUACCGGGAGGAGGUGGGCGAGGAGCCAAAGAUCUGUUCCCCGACCGCACCAACAAGAGGAAACGAAGCUCCUUGGGUGCUGCCCCACUACGGAAACGCCGACGGCACAACCGGCCGGAGCAUCCCGCCCCCCCCAGUCCUCGGGCCCCAGGGAAGCAGCAGAAGGGUGACACGACACCGAGGGACACGCGGCACCGUAGCGGGGCCAGGAAGGGGGUGACUGGGGCCAGGAAGGAGGGGGUGACCGGCCGAAAAGCGCCCCGAGGAACCGAGGGCCGAGCCCGGGAGGGAGCUGCCAGGCCCAAGGGGCGAGGGAAGCUGCUGGCAAAGGGGAAGAUGAUUU
Molecule: messenger RNA, 1329 nt
Organism: Athene cunicularia (burrowing owl)
Lineage: Eukaryota; Metazoa; Chordata; Aves; Strigiformes; Strigidae
Product: suppressor of SWI4 1 homolog
Exons: 10
Biological process (GO): ribosomal large subunit assembly; rRNA processing
Cellular component (GO): preribosome, large subunit precursor
Molecular function (GO): rRNA binding
Source: RefSeq, a predicted model, not a curated record